This is a messenger RNA of Enterobius vermicularis (human pinworm), 591 nucleotides long. The record is from the annotation of a GenBank genome assembly. NCBI's taxonomy places the organism in Eukaryota, Metazoa, Nematoda, Chromadorea, Rhabditida, Oxyuridae.
AUGUUAUUGCUAAUAAAAGGUACUUGUUUAUUAGAGAGAAAAAAGGAAAUUUAUAUAAUUUUAUUUCAGAAGGGUGCCUAUAUUAUAGCAUUUAUCUCAGCAUUUUUUGUACUGGCAAAUUUCGUACUGAAAGCUGCUGGAAUAUCAGAUAUUGGAUGGAACUGGGAGUUACUAUUUUUGUUUGUUGAUUUAGUUGCCGUUGCUUGCCUGGUCGGAGGGUUAUGGACAGAAAGACCUGCUCUGCUACAGCCUUUCGUCGUCCUCAGUAUUGUAACGAUCUCAUUUUUAAUACUUUUGACAUUGUUCUUCGCAUCAGCUGUAUACGAUUCUCAUUCUUAUGCCGGAGAAUACGUUGAAAUGCAAUUGGGUGAUAGGAAUCAACAAGCCGCUGAGCUUCUUUCUGUACAACAGAAAAACGGUAACAGUUUUGGUGUUUCGUUGUCAGUUGCUGCUGUCAUACAUAUUUGGUUUUUAAUUGUUGUUGUUCAAUGUGCUCAGUAUCUUCGGGAUAUGCGACCUUUCAAAGUAAGCAAAUACCGGUUACUAAUUUUUGUUUUGUUUUUUUCUCUUUUUUGUUUAAUAGGGUACUAA